Messenger RNA from Sorghum bicolor (sorghum), 1427 nucleotides. RefSeq names its product LOB domain-containing protein 42. Gene Ontology annotation, biological process: regulation of gene expression. Bases 258 to 1151 code for a protein of 297 amino acids. The record is from RefSeq and is a predicted model, not a curated record. The transcript is spliced from 2 exons. Lineage: Eukaryota; Viridiplantae; Streptophyta; Magnoliopsida; Poales; Poaceae.
CGAGACCAGAGACGCGGCGGCUCCGCCUCCCGGUGAUGCUUUAUAUACACCUCCACCUCCGUCUCUCCUCUCACACACACUGGCGCGCGCACCACACUACCAUACCGGUCUCUGCUCGCCUCCUUCCUCGUUCCGACCAUUGACCUAGCGCCGCCGGUGACUCGAUCGGCGACGACCGAGGACCCCCUUGGGUCGACGAAGCGCGCGACGAGCACCACCACACAGUGUCGUUAAUUAAAGGAUUCAGGAAUCAGAGGAUGCGGAUGAGCUGCAACGGCUGCCGCGUGCUUCGCAAGGGGUGCAGCGACAACUGCGCCAUCCGGCCGUGCUUGCAGUGGAUCCGCAGCCCCGACGCGCAGGGCAACGCCACCGUCUUCCUCGCCAAGUUCUACGGCCGCGCGGGCCUCAUCAACCUCAUCACCGCCGGCCCUGAACACGUCCGACCCGCAAUAUUCCGGUCUCUCCUGUACGAGGCUUGCGGCCGCAUGCUCAACCCGGUGUACGGCUCCGUCGGCUUGCUGUGGUCCGGGAACUGGCAGCUUUGCCAGGCCGCCGUCGAGUCGGUCCUCCGCGGCAUGCCCAUCGCGCAGCCGCCGCCACUCGCCGCCACGGCUGUCCCGCCUCUCCGGUCAUGCGACAUCCGCCACGUCUCCAGGAGGGAAGCAGCAGGCCGCGGCGCCGGCGCCGGCGCCGUGGAUGCCGCCGGCCCCGGCGGCCUCCACCGAAUGGCCAACAGCUCGCGGGGACAAUUCAAACGAUCCGGCGCCCACAGAUCCGGAGACUCCGGCAUCGAGCUCGUCUUCUCCCAGCCGCCGUCGGCGUCGUCCAUGCUGGUCGACAUCCGGCAGGCGCAGCCACUGAACUGGGCGCCACGCCAACCAAGCCACGAGUACUCUGCGAGCCAUGACGACGACGGCGGCGCCGUGCGGGAGAGCGACAGCAACGCCUCGGUGGACACCGUGGAUGUCUCUCAUGUCAGUCAGUCCGAACCGGCGGAGCCACCGAGAGAGAGCCACGAUGAACGGGCGGCGGAGGAUGGCCUAGACCUCACACUAGGUCUGCCACUGGCGCACAAGGUCGAGCCGUCGGACGUUGACGACGACCAGCCUUGUCACAGAGGUGGCGAGCCGAUGAAAAACUGGGCUUGGUGAUGGCAGAUUCUAGAGCUAGAUAAUGAAAUUGUUGGAUAUUACUACUCAUCCGGUCUAGAGGGACAGUUGAUUGCUUGGAACUCGUUGUAGUAUGUCUUAAUUUGUAGUUUGUACGGCUCGCUACGGUGUUUUCUAGUUUGGGAAACAUCGUGUGUAACAACAGUGCAUGCCCCCUUUUUUUUACAUUUUUGAUGUAUGUUCUUCUCAUUAUAUUUAACCUCAGGUGGUUUGGGUGACGUAUGUCAAAUAUACAGAAGUACUUACCUUUUUUUUUUA